Molecule: messenger RNA, 7438 nt
Organism: Carassius auratus (goldfish)
Lineage: Eukaryota; Metazoa; Chordata; Actinopteri; Cypriniformes; Cyprinidae
Gene: rims1a
Product: regulating synaptic membrane exocytosis 1a
Exons: 34
Coding region: 487-5307 (1606 amino acids)
Biological process (GO): intracellular protein transport; positive regulation of synaptic transmission; calcium ion-regulated exocytosis of neurotransmitter
Cellular component (GO): cytoskeleton of presynaptic active zone; presynaptic membrane
Molecular function (GO): small GTPase binding; transmembrane transporter binding
Source: RefSeq, a predicted model, not a curated record
CUCCCAUUCUCAAAUGAGAGUGCGCGCGGCGCGGCCGUCUCCAAGAGGCGUGCGCGCGCUCGACGGGCUGCGGUCCCAUUGACUAUUCCGUCUCCCUGACAGCGGCAGCAUCAGCAGCGCGAGCUCGGAAAACAGAGCGCCGCGCGGACUCCGCCUUUGCUCCCAUCAUCCCACCCGAGAUCCAGAGCUCCGAGGCGGCUUCAGCAGCAAGCCCAAGACCCCCUCGUCGACUCGCACUUCUCCUCCUGAUCAGAUAUGGACUACCCUUAACUGGACCUGGAGGGGAGAGGCAGGCGGGCGGGCGGGGGGUGGGGGGGAGAGAGACAGGAGAAAAAGCCGUAUAGGAAGAGAAGCACAACCGUGGGUGCCCGCCGCAACGAUGAACGGUUCGCCACGCUCACGACAACCGCAGAUAAGCCAUCGAACUAUGUCCUGAAUAGCGGUUUAGAUAGCUGGGAUUGUGCACCGACCAUACAGGGGUAAAAUAUGUCCGCCUCGGUGGGGCCCCGCGGCGGCCCUCGCCCACCCACAGCGCAGAGCUCCAUGCCCGAUCUACCGGACCUCAGUCACCUCACAGAGGAGGAGAGGAAAAUUAUUAUGGCUGUGAUGAUUCGGCAGAAGGAGGAAGAGGCAAAGGAUGAGGCCAUGCUCAAAGAGGAGAAACCCAUACAAGCAAAAACGGUGAACCUGGUCGGAAACAAGAAACCACCUCAGCAGAACGACAUCAGUUUGCACCAGCAGUUUGCCAACUACAAGGAGCAGGUGAGGCGGAUUGGGCCGGAGCCCCCCCAACAGAGGCAGCAGGGCCAACACAAGGAUGACGCCCCCACCUGUGGCAUCUGCAACAAGACCAAGUUUGCUGAUGGCUGCGGAAACCUGUGCUCCUACUGCCAGACUAAGUUCUGUGCCCGCUGUGGGGGAAGGGUCUCUCUGCGUUCCAAUAAUAAAGAGGACAAAGUGGUAAUGUGGGUAUGUAACAAGUGCCGAAGGCAACAGGAUAUGCUCACUAAAUCAGGAGAGUGGUUUCCCAGCCAUGGGCCCAAGACUGGAGAGCUUGGGUCAGCAGUGAGUGAACCGGCCAUGUGUGGAGGUCCCGUUGGGGAGAAGAAGGCACGCUCUAGGUCUCAGAACCCUCUCGACUCCUCCGUUUCCACUGCCCAUAACACCCAGCCACAUGCCCCGACCGACCCCAGAAAACGCCUUUCUACAGGGUCAGCUGACACGCUGUCAUCGCGCUCACGUAGUGAGCCUCCACAAGAAAGAAAAAAGCCACCAGCAGCCUCUGAUCAGAAUGGCAAGCUAGGGCCAAGAGGUGAGAGGCGGCGAGGCCUAUCCAAAAUUCACUCUGAGGAGCGAGAUACUGGAGAAAAUCGGAGAGAAAGUCGAAAACUGAUGAAGACUCGCUCUCAGGAGCACGACAGUCCUGAGACCAGGAGGACUGAAGCGGAGCAGAAACCACCCAGGGAACAGUGCAGGACUGACUCAAAUGCUUCCCAUCAUCCGGCCAAGCUCCGGCCAGUGGAGCCUGAUGGACGUAUGCAUCCUAAACCGAGGGAGGCAGGGGAGAUGGUGCAGGACAACAGAGGUGCACGUAGAUGGGCAGAUGGGCGGCAGGCCUCGCUGGAGUGCCAGCAGCAGGCCUACGCCCCAGAGAGGACCGUGGGGGGUACAGGUUUGCAGGGUGCACCUGUUGUGCAGGGUCCUCCUCCUAAAACGAACCACACCCCACAGCCGCCUGCUCCUGGGUUCAGGGUGGGCCCUGCCAUGCCUGCAGGCCCACCUGAGCUCAGGGAGCCUCAGGAAUGGGACAGGAAGUUGCAGCCGAGCCACCUGGACCCCGGCUCAGCUGCGCUGUUGCGCAAAUCUAAACGUCAAAAAGCUGAGAGCAUGCUGCGCAAUGAUUCGCUCAGUUCUGACCAAUCGGAAUCUCUACGACCGCCCCCGCCCCGCCCCUACAAGAGCAAAAGGGGGGGAAACAAAAGGCAGAUAUCUGUUAGCAGCUCGGAGGAAGAGGCCGGUUCCACACCGGAAUACACCAGUUGUGAAGAUGUGGAGAUCGAGAGCGUCAGUGAGAGAGGGGACUGGGAGUGCUGUCCACUGGACCCCACUGCGUGGCAUCAUCCGGUUACAUGGCAGCCCUCCAAGGAAGGUGAUCAUUUAAUUGGCCGAAUCACAUUGAGCAAGCGAACAGCCAUGCCAAAAGAGGCUGGGGCUCUGCUAGGGCUAAAGGUGGUUGGGGGGAAGAUUACAGAAACUGGGAGACUUGGGGCCUUCAUCACCAAAGUCAAGAAAGGAAGUUUAGCUGAUGUGGUGGGUCAUCUACGGGCCGGUGACGAGGUGCUUCAGUGGAAUGGUAAAUCAUUACCUGGAUUAACCAAGAAAGAAGUUUACAAUAUCAUCUUGAAUUCCCAAACAGAACCACAAGUUGAGUUAGUAGUAUCAAGGCCAAUAGGUGAUAUACCACGAAUACCAGAAACAUCACACCCUCCAUUAGAAUCUACAGGUUCAAGUUCCUUCGAAUCACAGAAGCUGGAAAGACCCUCUAUAUCUGUCUUGUCCCCAUCCAGCCCGAGUGGUCUUAGAGAUGCCCCUCAGCUACUGCCUGGACAGCUGUCGGUGAAAAUGUGGUACGAUAAGGUCGGGCAUCAGCUGAUAGUGAACGUAUUGCAGGCUAUCGACCUGCCACCCAGAUCAGAUGGACGACCCAGAAACCCCUAUGUCAAAAUGUACUUCCUGCCCGAUAGAAGUGAUAAGAGCAAGAGAAGGACGAAGACAGUAAAGAAAAGUCUGGAGCCCAAGUGGAACCAGACAUUUGUGUACUCUCAUGUCCAUCGCCGGGAUUUCAGAGAACACAUGCUGGAGAUUACUGUGUGGGACCAACCCAGAAUACAAGCAGAGGAGAGUGACUUUCUGGGAGAAAUCCUAAUCGAGCUGGAGACUGCCCUGCUGGAUGACAAGCCUCACUGGUACAAGCUGCAGACACACGAUGUCUCUUCCAUCCCACUGCCGCACCCAUCGCCAUACCUGCCCCGCAGACACGGACACACAGAAACACCCACCAAAAAGCUGCAGCGCUCGCAGCGUAUUACAGAAACUGAUUGUGAUGAUGGUAUUGGUGUAGUCGCCACAGCUACAGAGAACCGAUCAAGAGAAAGAGAACGGGACAGAGACAGAGACCGAGCAACUACAUUAGAGGUUCCACACCAGAUCAGGCCAACUCAGUAUCGCUCACGAUCUGUGUCCCCACACAGAGAGGAGAGCAGGGAACGGUCCCGCCCGGCCAACGUUCCUGCACAGAGGAGUCUGGAUGAGGUCCAGCACAGCCGGCGAUCCCGUUCCCCAACACGCUACCACGAUCGUGCCCGUGUGCAAGAGAGAGAUUACGUAGAUGACAGUAAUUGCAGUGAGGUCAUCUUGAUACACAGAUCAAUGCGGGGUAGAAGCGCAGAGUGUCUGCACACCCAAAGUUUUGGCAGGAGUUCAUCUAAGUACAGUAGCACUCUGCCUCCCAAGAUGCCUUUAUUAGUCAAUGGAAUUCAUAAGGAUAUUUACAGCUUAACACUUCCUGCAUGCCUUAAGUCAAAGUCACGGCUGUCUGUGGUCACUGCCACUCAACGUACAGUCACACGUCGAGUUCUUAGGUGCACAGACAAGAUCACCAUUAGCCAUAUUAGUGAUCUCCAGCCCUCUCUUGACAGGGUUAGAAGUGCUAGUACCAACUGUCUGAGACCAGGUUCUAAUUCCAAUUCACCUGAACGAGACAGGAGCACCCAGUCUCUGCCCCGUACCAGACCCAUGAGCCCCAGGAUCCUAAUUCAGCAUGCCUCCCCAGAAGACGACAGCUGGGUUUUGGAGGCUAUGUUCCCCGCUCAGGAGACAGUUCACCACCUCAGUGCAAAGCCUGACGCACAGAGGCAGUCGAGAACUCUGGACAAGCCUAGCUGUCAGAAACGUGGCAAGAAAAUAUCUGACAGCGAGCGGGUGCAGCCACACUCCAGCUCCAUAUUUUCCUCAUCAACAGCGGCCCCUUCUUCGACACGCAAGAUCAGACAGCUUCCUCAAGUCCCUGCCAAAAGCAGCAGUGUAGAGCAAGCUCUUGCUUCAGAGGAGCGAACGCGGCAAAUGAAAGUACGUACCUUCCAAACACCAGCUCCCUCCAGUACCAGCCACGAUCUGGAGAGGACGCUCAAGAAUAAAAGAGAGCUUUAUAAGGAGCAGCGACAGAGCAGUGAAAAUGUAUCCCAUAAGUCCUCAGACAGUGAUGUCAGUGACGUGUCAGCCAUCUCUCGUGCCAGCAGUGCCUCGCGGAUCAGUAGCACCAGCUACAUGUCCAUUCAAUCAGAACGACCCAGGGGUCAAUUUAGCCGUCAUAUCCAUCCAUCCAGCCGCAGCAUGCUGAAGAGUACGAGCGUUAGUGGGGAAAUCUAUACUCUGGAGCGUACGGAUGGCAGUCAGUCAGACACCGCUCUGGGAACACUGGGAGCAGGAGGGAAAAAGCGCAGAUCCAGCCUUAGCGCACGUGUGGUCGCCAUCGUGGGCAUUCCCUCCCGCCGCAGCAGGAGCACCUCUCAGCUCAGUCAGACAGAAGCAGCCAACAAGAAAGCAAAGGGAUCCAGUAAGAUCCAGCGCAGUCAGGAGACGGGAAUGGCAGUGGAGUAUCCCCGCAAUGUCAUGGCUCGCCAAGCCAGUCGAGAGUCCACUGACGGCAGCAUGAACAGUUACAGCUCUGAGGGCAAUCUGAUCUUCUCAGGGAUGAGGUUAGGGGCCGACAGCCAGUUCAGUGACUUCCUAGAUGGACUUGGCCCUGCUCAGCUGGUGGGCAGACAAACACUUGCCACGCCGGCUAUGGGAGAUGUUCAGAUUGGACUGAUAAACAAGAAAGGGCACCUGGAAGUUGAGGUUAUCAGGGCCCGUGGUCUUAUACCUAAACCAGGUUCCAAAUCGCUGCCGGCUCCCUAUGUCAAGGUCUAUUUGCUGGAAAACGGAGCGUGCAAAUCAAAAAAGAAAACCAAGAUUGCACGGAAAACGCUUGAUCCCUUAUAUCAGCAAUCGCUGCUGUUUGAAGAAAGUCCGCAGGGUAAAGUUCUUCAGGUAAUAGUCUGGGGAGAUUAUGGCCGCAUGGACCACAAAUGUUUCAUGGGAGUCGCCCAGAUUCUUUUAGAGGAGCUGGAUCUUUCUAGCACCGUGAUCGGUUGGUACAGACUGUUUCCCCCUUCAUCAUUGGUCGACCCCACGUUAGCUCCUCUCACUCGUCGUGCUUCCCAGACCUCGCUGGACUCUUCAGGGCCGCCGGGCAUCAGGUCCUAGUGAACGGACAGGAAACGCACGACCCAGUGGACCAAUCAGAACCAGAGCGGCAGAUAAAGAGACAGAUGGACAGAAUCAUGAUCAAAGCUUUGCUGAAGCCUGACAAUCACUUCUUUUACUUUUGAGCUUUGGGUUGUAGAGAUUUCCUUUGAUCCACUCUGCUCCUUUACUGCAUGUUUUGUGGCUGAGGUGACGAUUCGACCCAAACAGAAAAGAGAAGGAAGGGAUAGGCAGACGAAAUGCGAUCCCGCUUCAGCCUACAGUGGCGCCGGUAGCCUAGAUUGCUCCGGUCAGUCAGCGCAUUUAUUUUCUCACAUGUUGACAAGAGUGAGAGGACAGCACUGCCUCUCCUCUAUAUUGCACUUUCAGGAAGCCCCUCUGCUGAAAGACCAGAGGUCAAGGGUUAAAGGUCAAGAUUUAGUCUUCUCUGAGAGUUUCCUCUCUGCAUCACGGAUACUGCAUCCGAGGUCCCGCCGUGUGCCCGUCUGGCACGAACUCAGACUCAGAUUGUGUGACUGUGGCGUGUGUGUGUGUGUGUGUGCGAGAGUGUGCGUUUGUGUCUAAGAAGGCAGGGAGACACCUGAGAACCUUUUAAGUCUGUUUACAGCAGUCGCCACCGACUGCUUUGCCUUUUCACAUUAAUGUUGAUUUGGUAAAUAGGCACACUUUGUAGAAUGUGAAAACAUGCUUCAUGGAAGACACAAAGCCACUUGUAUUCGAUUCACCGGGACUGUAAGAAGCUGCCACUAUCAUUUAACAGAAAACAUUAGCUCACUAACACGUCCGAUUUCCAGGUUUCACGCGAUCACCAAUCAUAUCUUACAGGCAAUUCAAAGCACUUUUAAUUCUAUUCCAUUUGGUAAAGGACCUGUACAUACCGAUAUUAGAAUUUCUACCCGAAUAGAAUUUACAUUAUUUUAAUGCAAGCACAAAUGCUUGAUUUUUGAACAAAAAAAGAGAAAAAGUUCAAGCUUUGGGAGAUUAAAAGUAAUACAAAAAAAGAGGCCAAAAUCGGAAGCUUCCUAUUUUUAGCAGUUUGUCAUCAGUUUAGUUGAUUAUAAAACCAAUCUCACAGAUCCCCCCCUGAGGAUCACAUUUUGAAUGUGACAGUGAGAUGUCCCAACAAGGGGAACAGACGCCAACCAACGAGGGGAACAGCAUGAAUCUGGAACUGUUCCAAGCUGCAUGCACAUUUUGUAAAACAAGACAGAUGAGAAAAAAAAGAGACUACAUUAAGUGUGUGUUAGUUCCACAAACUGUAGGCCAGCUUGUAUGUUGCAUGUACUUGUACAGUUUGCUUGUACUUGAUAUAAACAGAUUAUCAAAUAAAACGAAGCCAUUCAUUCCAUGUGUGGGCAUUUGGCCGGGUUCCGCCAUACACACAGGCCUUAUUUUGGGGCUGAAUGUCUAUAAGAAUUUUUUUAAUAGUUUGAUUUCAUUUCCUUUUUUUUUUUUUAACCCUGGAUUAAUAAAUAAGUGCCGUACUGUAGUAAUGAGUGAAAAUAAGGCCCUAUUUUAUUGAAGAUGUUGGUAUUCACUGUAGUCUGUACUACUGUGGGGCUAAAACUAAGGUAGAUUAUCUGUAUAAAACUAGAGCUAUCUAUAUAUGGAAUAUAAUUAUGAAAAUCACAAUGACUUAGAGAUAUAUCGAUAUUGAAACAGAGUGUAUCAAGUAAACAUCACUUACGUACAUGCAUAUAUUGUAAAUAUGAGUCUGCAAAGAAGUUUACUUAUAUUUGCAAAGUGGCCCCAUUCAAGUUAAUGGAUCAGUGAUCUGUCUCUUGGUUCUGCUGAGCGGAAGAAGGGAUGCCUCCAAAGUUUUAUUUUAGUGAUGGCCAAUCUGAUGAGAGAAAUUUGGACCUCUAUCGAUCUGAUGCGUUAGCAAAAAUGCUCACGAAUCCUCGUUUCAAUGAGAAGUUUACUUUAAAUGCCUGGUUUCGGCAGACUUAUUUACUUUGUCAGUAUUAUUCAAGGAUACUGAUUGUUUACAGUUCGUGUGUUCCACUGAAACAAAAUUGAAAGUAUUCACUGCAACAUUUCUUGUUUGUACAGCAGACGUGGCUCAAAUAAUGUGUAUGUUUUAUAUUCAAGAGUUCAUUUUUAUUAUUUACAAAUAAAAGACUGUGUGGAA